UUCAAAAUGGCGGACGAAGAUCAGAGUCUUAGGGAGUGCGAGGCUUACGUGAGAGUGCAUAAUAUCCAGCAAAUAUUAAAGGAUUGUAUCGUUCAGCUUUGUGUCAGUCGCCCGGAAAACCCAAUAUCUUUUCUGAGAGAAUAUUUCCAAAAGUUAGAACGCGAAUCAUCUUUAAGAAUUAAACAACAACUUUCAUCAACAUCAUCAAAUGAUGAAAAAGAUGAUGAGAUUGGAGCUAUGCCAAAUCUUGUACCUUCACAAAGAGUUCGAAGAGGAGCUGUUAGUGCAGAGACUUAUAAUGAAGAAGAUGCUGCUACUUAUGUGAAAAAGAUUGUUCCUAAGGAUUAUAAAACAAUGGCAGCUUUAUCAAAAGCAAUUGAAAGAAAUGUGCUAUUUUCUCAUUUAGAUGACAAUGAAAGAAGUGAUAUAUUUGAUGCCAUGUUUCCAGUAUUCCAUAAUGUGGGUGAAAUUAUAAUACAUCAAGGUGAUCAGGGUGAUAAUUUUUACGUUAUUGAUCAAGGAGAAGUAGAGUUUUAUGUGAAUGGACAAUUAGUUACAACUGCUAGAGAAGGUGGAAGUUUUGGUGAAUUGGCUCUUAUUUAUGGCACACCUAGAGCAGCCACAGUUAAGGCUAUAACAGAUGUCAAACUUUGGGCAAUAGAUAGAGAUACUUACAGAAGAAUACUUAUGGGUAGCACUAUAAGAAAACGGAAGAUGUAUGAGGAAUUUCUCAGUAGAGUGUCUAUUUUAGGUAGUCUAGACAAAUGGGAACGACUUAUUAUUGCUGAUGCUUUAGAACAAGCAUAUUUUCAUGAUGGUGAAGUUAUAGUAGAACAAGGUUGUCCAGGCAAUGAUUUUUUUAUUAUUGAAGAGGGUAUAGCUGCUGUUUUGCAAAGAAGAACAGAAGAAGAACCACAAGUUGAGGUUGGAAGACUUGGUCCUUCAGAUUAUUUUGGUGAAAUAGCUCUUUUAUUAGAUCGUCCUCGAGCAGCUACAGUAAUGGCUAAAGGCCCUCUUAAAUGUAUCAAAUUAGAUAGAGCCCGUUUUGAACGUGUUCUUGGCCCAUGUGCGGAUAUAUUGAAGCGUAAUAUGGCUCAUUAUAACAGCCUUAUUUCAUUAUCUGUAUAACAACUAAUGAUAU
Centruroides sculpturatus (bark scorpion) is the source of this 1141-nucleotide messenger RNA. Its product is annotated as cAMP-dependent protein kinase regulatory subunit-like. NCBI's taxonomy places the organism in Eukaryota, Metazoa, Arthropoda, Arachnida, Scorpiones, Buthidae. Gene Ontology annotation, biological process: regulation of protein phosphorylation. Bases 7 to 1128 code for a protein of 373 amino acids. Gene Ontology annotation, cellular component: cAMP-dependent protein kinase complex. The transcript is spliced from 10 exons. Gene Ontology annotation, molecular function: cAMP-dependent protein kinase regulator activity. The record is from RefSeq and is a predicted model, not a curated record.